AUGCAGAAGCAUGAGGGCCAGCAGACAGCGGAUGAGAUUCUUACGUCUCCCAUAGUCAUUGACUUGAAGCGAACCCAGUCAACCCCUGUUGAACUUGCCAGAAUCGUUUCACUCAAAUUAUCCACGACAUUCGGUAGUCCUACUGUCAUUCAUCGUUCGCAUCUCAAUCGACGCCCGAGCGUGCAGGCCCUCCACUUCCAGACGUCGGUAAGCAUGCCGUCCAAUGCCAAUCCCAACGAAAGUUCCGGUUCGUCGACACCUAGUAGUAAAGAGUCUCCGGUCGACAGUUUGUCUACAGACCGGACUUCAGUUUCUCGCGGAGGCUCAGGGCGAUCAAGGGAUACCAGUCGCGACCAGGCUAGGAACUUUAGACAUCAUGCAUCCCAUCCCAACUUAAAGGAAAGCCCUCUCAGUCCGGUCAGGGAAUCUCCAGUUGUAUCACCUUCCAUUCUGACGGCCGAGGCCGCGGCUAACGCAAAGAUAACCCUUGAAACUUACUUUCACUCGCUAUAUUCCGGAGUGGACACGCGAACCCAACGUCAGUUGGAACUCGAUCAGUACAUCGUGUCCCUCCCCUUGAGCCCCGAAGAGAGGAUAAAGGUUAAAAAGCAAUGGGUUUCUCAGGAGCGGGAGUAUCUUCGCCAGUGUCGGGUUUUAAAGAGCUGUUCGCCUUGCAAAGGUUCCCAAGACCAAACCCCGUCCCUUGCCGGGUUUGAGGUUAUCAAAGUUCUGGGAAGGGGAAGCUUUGGUGUUGUUCGCUUAGUUAGGGAAAAGGAAGCAGAUACCACAUCGAGUCUACCAUCCACCGAAGAGCCAAAGGGCCGUCAAAAGCAGGAUUCAGAGAAGGCCCAUUCUGGCCGGCAUAACCAACAAACCAAUCGUCGUCAACCAAUGACUAGGGUGAAAAAAGACGUCUUUGCUAUGAAAGUCAUUAGAAAGUCGGUGAUGAUUCAAAACAGCCAGGAGGGACACCUACGCGCAGAGAGAGAUUUCUUAGUGGCGUCUGCUAAAUCUCGCUGGAUUGUUCCUUUGAUUGCAAGCUUUCAAGACAAUAGUUAUCUGUACUUGGUGAUGGACUAUAUGGUUGGGGGUGAUUUUCUCGGCCUAUUGAUGCGCCACAACAUCCUAGCCGAAGACAUUGCCCGGUGGUAUGUGGCGGAGAUGAUUCUGUGCAUCGAAGAAGCACAUCGACUUCAUUGGAUCCAUCGCGAUGUGAAACCUGACAACUUUCUCAUUUCAGCCUCCGGUCAUCUGAAGAUCUCCGAUUUUGGUCUUGCCUUUGAUGGACACUGGGCUCAUGACCAGUGGUAUUUUACUUACCAACGACACUCUUUACUUAAAAGACUGGGAAUCCAAGUGGACGGGGAUGCGGAAGAUCAGAAGGCAUCGCAUGAAGUAUCAAAGAAACCUUCUGGUACGAAUCGUGAGGACGGGAGUUUUGAGGACGAUUGGAUACACCCUCCUACCAACGGCUUGCUAAGUUGGCGCGACAAGAACCAAAAGCGUCGGAUGGCGAGGAGCGUUGUUGGAACAAGUCAGUAUAUGGCACCAGAGGUCAUUCGAGGCCAACCCUACGACGGUCGAUGUGAUUGGUGGAGUACUGGAAUCAUUUUGUAUGAAUGUUUAUAUGGCUUCACCCCCUUUGCCUCCGAAGAUCGCCAUAGGACGAAGAUAAAAAUCCAUCAUCAUUUGCAAACGUUAUAUUUUCCCGUGCACCGACCGACGGACAAGCUCGUAUCGGCGGAGGCAAUAGACGUUAUAAAUUCGCUUCUUCAGGAGAAGGAAUUCCGGUUGUCUUCAAGCAAAUAUAAAACAAAUGAUGUCCUCACAUUCCGAGCAUCACAGUGUUUCUUCUAUAAGCCCGAUGGGUCCAACCAAAGCUACCAGGGUCAUUACGUUUAUCCCAACGAUGCAUCCGAUAUCAAGUCCCAUCCAUUUUUCCGUGGAAUUAACUGGGACGAGAUCCACCGCAUGUCUCCGCCAUUUGUCCCGAAGGUCAGGGGAUGGGAAGAUACACGGUACUUCGACGAUGGUGAAUAUCCCACGGAUCACGACGAUGAAUCCACUGACUCCGAAGCUGAACUGGGCAAGGAUGAAAAGGCCCAGCAUGAUGGAAAUGGCAAGUCUGGACAGUCUGCAAAGAAAGCUUUGAAUCCCGAUUCGCGUCCAACGGGCAAAGACGAAAAAGACCGCGAGGCAGCGAAUCCUCCUGCGAAGAAAAAGAAGAAGAACAAGGAAACAAAACGGCCUCGAGACAAAAUACUACGAGACAGGCGACUUCGCAAGACGGCACUUGAAAUGCGCAAGAAAGGAGCAUUUCUUGGAUACACGUACCGCCGCCCGAAAGGAGUGAUUAUGGCCCUUACCCCAGAGAGGGGCCGGCCCCUCAUCUCAAGGGGCCAGCUAUCAGAAUUAUAUGGGUAA
Messenger RNA from Aspergillus puulaauensis, 2424 nucleotides. RefSeq names its product serine/threonine-protein kinase. The transcript is spliced from 3 exons. The record is from RefSeq and is a predicted model, not a curated record. Gene Ontology annotation, biological process: intracellular signal transduction; peptidyl-serine phosphorylation. The coding region runs from base 1 to 2424 and encodes 807 amino acids. Gene Ontology annotation, molecular function: protein serine/threonine kinase activity; ATP binding. NCBI's taxonomy places the organism in Eukaryota, Fungi, Ascomycota, Eurotiomycetes, Eurotiales, Aspergillaceae.